AGGUGCCAGCUGCAACUCGCACCUCGGGCCUCGCUCCUCUCUAGCCCUCCUGCUCCGUGCCGGCUGCCGCCACCAUGACCACCAUGACCACCACCAGCCGCCAGUUCACCUCCUCCAGCUCCAUCAAGGGCUCCUCUGGCCUGGGGGGCGGCUCGUCCCGCACCUCCUGCCGGCUGUCGGGCGGCCUGGGGGCCGGCUCCUGCAGGCUGGGGUCCGCGGGGGGCCUGGGCGGCGGCUUCGGGGGAGGCAGCUAUUCCAGCUGCUACAACUUCGGCUCUGGCAGUGGCUUUGGGGGCGGCUUUGGGGCUGUCGACGGGCUGCUGGGGGGCGGGGAGAAGGCCACCAUGCAGAACCUCAACGACCGCCUGGCCUCCUACCUGGACAAGGUGCGCGCCCUGGAGGAGGCCAACACCGAGCUGGAGGUGAAGAUCCGCGACUGGUACCAGAAGCAGGCCCCGGGGCCUGCCCGUGACUACAGCCCCUACUACCAGACUAUCGAGGACCUGAAGAACAAGAUCCUCACGGCCACUGUGGACAACGCCAACAUCCUCCUGCAGAUUGACAAUGCCCGCCUGGCCGCUGAUGACUUCCGGACCAAGUUUGAGACAGAGCAGGCCCUGCGGGUGAGCGUGGAAGCCGACACUAAUGGCCUGCGCAGGGUGCUGGAUGAGCUGACCUUGGCCAGAGCCGACCUGGAGAUGCAGAUUGAGAACCUCAAGGAAGAGCUGGCCUACCUGAAGAAGAACCAUGAGGAGGAGAUGAAUGCCCUGCGAGGCCAGAUGGGUGGUGAGAUCAACGUGGAGAUGGACGCUGCCCCCGGCGUGGACCUGAGCCGCAUCCUGUCUGAGAUGCGUGACCAGUACGAGAAGAUGGCAGAGAAGAACCGCAAGGAUGCCGAGGACUGGUUCUUCAGCAAGACGGAGGAGCUGAACCGCGAGGUGGCCACCAACAGCGAACUGGUGCAGAGUGGCAAGAGCGAGAUCUCCGAGCUCCGGCGCACUGUGCAGGCCUUGGAGAUCGAGCUGCAGUCCCAGCUCAGCAUGAAAGCAUCCCUGGAGGGUAGCCUGGCUGAGACAGAGAACCGCUACUGCAUGCAGCUGGCCCAGAUCCAGGGGCUGAUCGGCAACGUGGAGGAGCAGCUGGCCCAGCUGCGCUGCGAGAUGGAGCAGCAGAACCAGGAAUACAAGAUCCUGCUGGAUGUGAAGACGCGGCUGGAGCAGGAGAUCGCCACCUACCGCCGCCUGCUGGAGGGCGAGGACGCCCACCUGAUUCAGUACAAGCCCAAAGAAUCCGUGACCACCCGCCAGGUGCGCACCAUUGUGGAAGAGGUCCAGGAUGGCAAGGUCAUCUCCUCCCGCGAGCAGGUCCACCAGACCACCCACUGAGAACUCUGCUCCCCCUGGCCAGCGCCCCAGAGUUCCCCAUUGGCCCUGCAGCCUCAGCUCCUGGCUUCAGUCCCUUUCCCAUACCCCUCUGCCUGACCAAUAAAGCUUGUUGAUUCAGA
This is a messenger RNA of Neomonachus schauinslandi (Hawaiian monk seal), 1504 nucleotides long. Its product is annotated as keratin, type I cytoskeletal 17. Lineage: Eukaryota; Metazoa; Chordata; Mammalia; Carnivora; Phocidae. The record is from RefSeq and is a predicted model, not a curated record. Gene Ontology annotation, molecular function: structural molecule activity. Gene Ontology annotation, cellular component: keratin filament.